GUCCAACCCCGCCCAACCCGAAGGAUCGCUACGCAAAUUAUUAGCUUAGGCGCACGGUGUUACCGCUUCUACGUUCAUGCCCGGCUAGUACUCUCCGCACCUUGGACCGGUUGAGGGCGCCAAGGGUACCGGUAGACACAAUGGCUGGGAUUAUGAAAUUCUUUAGGCCUACGGGUGAUGGCUCUGUUAACAGCUCUAAAAAAUCAGAGCGCCCGGCAACAACUCGUGAACCGCUUUGCCAACUUGGCAACACCGAUGCCUUGAAGCGCGCUGCCUACCAGCCGACAGAUGACGCGGACUCCGACGUGGUGCUAGUCUGCGAGGAUGUCGCAGCCGGUUCAAAGCGAAAGCGCGAAGACAACGGAGUCUCGAAGGCUUUGUUCCAGUCCUGCGACCAGCGCAUGGAACCAAAUCACAGCUCGGAAGCAAUCCCCUCAGCCCAGCAGCAGCAACAACAUGAACACAUGGCUACCGACCAAGGCGAUGAGGUCGCGCAGACGUAUGGCGCUGUUGAGACCAGCGACGGCCGAGUAGCUGCGGAGCCUCUAUCAGGCCCUACGACCAACCCCAAGCCCGGCAUAAGCGCCGUCAUAGCCUCCGAGGCCGCCAACGAGGCAGCCUCUGGCUCCCUGGCAGCAGCCCAACAGGCGUUUUCCCCCGACUCGGCGCGCCAGCCAACCGCCAAGCGCCAGCGGGUCCCCGGCGGCGUCGACGCCUCCGCUCUCAAUCAACAAGCGCAGCAACACCAGCCGCAGCAGCACGCUCAACCCCUCUCGCAACAGCAGGAACAACAAGACCUACCCAAUCCUGGGCUCCAAAGCACACCCGUGCCUGCUCCUGCACCCCAGUCCAACCAGCCCUCCCCGAAUCGGGACGCCCGCCCAAGCGCCUCCCAGCUCUCAUUCGGCGCUGCUGCUGGUGGGGGCGGCGGCGGUGCGGGUGACGCCGGCGGCUCCCCGGGUACCGCCCGCGCUCCCAGCCCCGGCGGCGGCACGGGUGCUCGCAGCGGUGCGGGUGCUGCGGUGCUGCCUGCGGACCUGGACGUGGGGGCGCGGCUGGGGGAGCUGCGGCGGGAGGCGGGGGAGCUGGAGGCGGCGCUGGAGGAGGAGCUGCUUCUGGACUCGGGGCUGGCUGCCACCGCAGCGGCCGCCGAGGGAGGCCGGCUGCCGCACACGCCUAGUCCCGCAGAGCUGUGCACCUGGCUGGAGGGCCGCACGCUGCCGCUGUCGCAGCUGGUGGGUCAGCUGGCGCCGCUGCUGCCGGCCGGGUCCGACCCCACCGCCCUCCGCACCUGGCUGGUGGACCUGGCGCAGAGGAGGAGCUACGCGGCCAAGGAGGUCUCCCUGGACGGCGCUGCCGCCUCCGAGGACACCACCCCGGGUCGGCUGUGGGUGUGGGAGGUGCGCGACCCGCGGAAGCACCUGGCGGACAAGGGCACUCGCAAACUGGUGGACCUGCAGCGCAAGAGGAGGAAGGAGCUCCGCGAGCGCCUGGUAGCGGUGUGCGCCGCAGUGGAGGCGCUGGCGGCACUGCAGGCACUGCAGGCGCCCCCCGCACCGGGCACCAAGGGGCCCUCCGCCGCUGCCCGCCGCAGCGCCGAGUCGCGCGCCGCCCGGUCGCUGCAGCGGCUGGGGAAGCUGGCUGAGCUGGGCGCGGUGGAGGCGGGCUUCAGGACGGCGGUGGGGGAGCUGGCGGCGGCUGGGGGGGCGGCGGCGGGGCGCAGGGAGAAGGAGCGGGAGCGCAAGGAGAAGGAGGAGGCCAAGGCACGGCAACGGGAGGAGGAGGCGCGAGCAAAGGAGGCCAAGCGGGCCCAGGAGGAGGAGGCGAAGCGGAAGGCCAAGGAGGCGGCAGCGGCCAGCAAGGCGGGCUUCCACUCGCGGGAGGGACUGCGGAAGAGCCAGAACCUCAUGGAGAGCUUCUUCAAGCGCUCCGCUGCGGCCAAGUCGGGAGCAGCAGCAGCCGGGCAGUCGGGGGGAGGUGCAGCAGCGGGGGCCGGCGGGGGCGGUGCUGGCUUGGAGGCCCCCGCUGCGGGCGGAGGUGCGGAGGCGGGUGAGGGCCCGGGCUCACAGGCCCCCGGCCACCCGCACCCCCAGCAGCAGCAGCACUCGCUGCCCCCCGCUGCGGGCGGGAGCUCCCAGGCCGCCGUGGCCACCCCCGCGCGGGAGCGGGAGGGCCCCUCCCUCUUCAAUGCCUCUAAGCUGGCAUGCAGGCAGCCCGACCCCGCCCUGGUGGCCGCCCUGGACGCCGCCGCCUCCCAGCUGCCGCUGCCGCCCGAGCGGGUGGCGGAGCUGUUCCGAGAGGACCACCGGCGGUGGCGGGAGCAGCGGAGGGCGCGGAAGCGCAUGAUUGGUGUGCCGCCCACCUGGUCCCGCCGCCCCAACGCGCCCACCGACAUCCGCGUGCUGGCGGCCGCCUACUACGGCGACGUGGGCUCUCUGGAGCUGCGGGAGGGCGGCUCCUGGGCGGGGCUGCGCACCUGGCGCCGCAAGCUGAUCGCCUUCCCCAAGAAGGAGAGCGCCCGGCCGCCCUUUUACGGCUCAUUCAGCAAGACCAGCACCGCUGCGGGCCCCCGACGGCCCUUCGGUCGCGACCCCGCACUGGACUACGAGGUGGCUAGCGACGAGGAGUGGGAGGAGGAGCCGGAGGGCGAGAGCUUGUCCGACAGCGGUGACGAGGGUGACAGUCACGUGGGUGCGGGUGAGGGCGCGGAGGAGGAGGACGACGGCUUCAUCGUGGGGGACGACCACCUGUCGGAGGACGAGGGCGCGCAGCUGAGCGGUGACCCUGACGACCCGAUGGAGGUGGACGGCGCCGCACGUGUCCCACGGGUCGCUGCAGCCGGCGGCCCCACUCGCCACCUGGACCCCCGACUGCAGCAGCUCGAGUCGGCCAUCGAGCGAGUGCGCACCACCAACCGCCCAGUACUCCUGGUGCGGCCCCCGCCACCGCCGCCGGCGCCAGCCACAGCACCAGCAGCAGCACCCGCUGCUUCUGGAUUGGGAGAGGAGGCGGCUGCCUCCGCUGCCCCGGC
This is a messenger RNA of Astrephomene gubernaculifera, 3031 nucleotides long. The record is from the annotation of a GenBank genome assembly. NCBI's taxonomy places the organism in Eukaryota, Viridiplantae, Chlorophyta, Chlorophyceae, Chlamydomonadales, Astrephomenaceae.